Molecule: messenger RNA, 358 nt
Organism: Frieseomelitta varia
Lineage: Eukaryota; Metazoa; Arthropoda; Insecta; Hymenoptera; Apidae
Exons: 3
Source: RefSeq, a predicted model, not a curated record
AUGCAACAGCUAUUCGAGCAGAAAGAAAUUGGAGACUGGACACCGUCGUACUUUCUUCGGCUCAUGUUGACAGGUGAAGCCGCGACGGAAGAGUUCCUGAAGACCAUGUGGCUAAGGUAUACAGUAGCCGAAAACGGAAUGAAACCGCUCGCCGAAAAGGUUAAAGCGAUUCAAGAUUUCCCUAAACCGGAUAGCAAGAUUCCUAGGUACGAUGAACUUUUAGCUGCAUUUCAAGCGCUGAAAGACGCGCUAUCAAACGCUGCAUUUCUAGCACAUCCAUCAAAUCGUGCAAAUCUCGCGAUUAAGGUGGAUGCGUCUGAUUUUGCGUUAGGAGCAACUCUGCAACAGCAGGAGGAAG